Salvia miltiorrhiza (redroot sage) is the source of this 1769-nucleotide messenger RNA. Its product is annotated as E3 ubiquitin-protein ligase RGLG2-like. Lineage: Eukaryota; Viridiplantae; Streptophyta; Magnoliopsida; Lamiales; Lamiaceae. The transcript is spliced from 12 exons. The record is from RefSeq and is a predicted model, not a curated record. Bases 222 to 1517 code for a protein of 431 amino acids.
ACUAAGCAACAGGUUAAUAAAAAAUCACGUGCGACUUUAUACGACAAAAAACUUUCACAAUCCCACCAACUGGUGUAGUUUAAUCCUCUCUCUCUCUCUCUCUCUCUCUCUCUCUCUUCACGGUCACUCAAAUGCACAGAGUUUAGAGUGUUGUUUCCCAUCUUCUCAGAGCCAGCCAAUGCUGAAAAUGCAGAGAGUUUCUUAACGAGGUUCAAGAGCUAAUGGGUGCCAAGAAUUCGAAAAGGUCAAUCUCAGGUCGGUACUCAUCUUAUGCAUCCAGUUCGAAUUCAUGGAGCCAUCAUGCCUAUCCGCAGUCAUCAUAUCCUCAGCCUAAUCACAGCUAUGCUCCUCCAACUCCAAGCUACGGUGAUCCACCCCCGGAAUCUAAGAGAAGGUUGGAGAGGAAGUACUCGAGAAUAGAUGACAAUUACAAUAACAUAGAUCAGGUUACCGAUGCCCUUGCACGUGCUGGUCUGGAAUCCUCAAAUUUAAUUGUUGGUAUUGAUUUCACAAAGAGCAAUGAGUGGACUGGUGCCAGGUCUUUUCAUAGGAGAAGUUUGCACCACAUCGGAGAUGAGCAAAAUCCCUAUGAACAAGCCAUAUCAAUCAUCGGAAGAACACUAUCCAAAUUUGAUGAAGACAAUUUGAUUCCCUGCUUUGGAUUUGGAGAUGCUUCAACACAUGACCAAGAAGUCUUCAGCUUCUUCCCCGAUGAGAGAUUUUGUGAGGGUUUUGAGGAAGUAAUGUCACGAUAUAGAGAACUGGUUCCCCAAUUACGACUUGCAGGGCCGACAUCUUUUGCUCCUGUCAUUGAAAUGGCUAUAACUAUUGUGGAACAAAGCGGUGGCCAGUACCAUGUUUUAGUGAUUAUAGCUGAUGGGCAGGUCACAAGAAGUGUCGACACUGAUCGUGGCCAGUUAAGUCCCCAAGAGAAGAAAACGGUUGAUGCAAUUGUCAAAGCGAGCGAGUACCCCUUGUCGAUAAUAUUAGUGGGUGUUGGAGACGGGCCUUGGGAUAUGAUGAGGGAAUUCGACGAUAAUAUUCCUGCUCGUGCCUUCGACAAUUUUCAGUUUGUAAACUUCACAGAAAUUAUGUCGAAAAAUAUGGAUCCUCCCCGGAAAGAGGCUGAGUUUGCACUUUCAGCUUUGAUGGAAAUACCUUCUCAAUACAAAGCAACACUGGAGCUCAACAUUCUUGGUGCUUCAAGAGGGAAAGGUGUAGAUCGGGUUCCUCUGCCUCCUCCUCUGUACGGUGCAGCUUCUUUCUCCUCACCAAAACCUUCCCGUUCAAACAGUUUCCAGCCAAGUGCACCUUCUUCUAGCGCACGCGAACCAAUUUCUAGAACCAGCCAAUCUGGAAGCCAUGCUUCCGAGAACCAUCUCUGUCCAAUUUGCAUCACCGAACCAAAGGAUAUGGCAUUUGGCUGUGGACACCAGACGUGCUGUGAAUGCGGGCAAGACCUCUCGUCAUGCCCGAUUUGUCGGAUGCCGAUUCAGACGAGGAUAAAGCUCUACUAAAUACGAUCACUCAGUUGCUUCAUCUCUCUCCAAUGUAGAGAUCUCAGUGAAGAAAUCUGCAAGUUGUCGUCUGAAGCUUUUGGCCCCUGCACAUCUACGUCGGUGUGAAACCUAGUUUAUUAUAGACGAGAUAUAAGAUUAAUUUCUUCAGCAUUAAUUAUCUUUGUACAUAUGCUUCAAUAUUAUUUUUUACGAAUAAGAAUUCUGUUUUGUUUUCGUUGAAGUAAUGCUAUUAUGACGAAAUUUGGAGUA